Molecule: messenger RNA, 4359 nt
Organism: Ailuropoda melanoleuca (giant panda)
Lineage: Eukaryota; Metazoa; Chordata; Mammalia; Carnivora; Ursidae
Gene: MTFR2
Product: mitochondrial fission regulator 2
Exons: 7
Coding region: 3091-4167 (358 amino acids)
Biological process (GO): aerobic respiration; mitochondrial fission
Cellular component (GO): mitochondrion
Source: RefSeq, a predicted model, not a curated record
UUUUUGAAAUGCAAUAUUUAAAUGAAUUUUCUGGGUGGGUGCAUCCCAAUCUGGAGAUCACAUUUUCAUGAGACCCUAUAAGGUUGGAGAGGCUAUUUCCUUCUUUGAUAGAAUGUUAACUUGUAUUUUAUCCCACUACUUAAGAUAAUUAUAGUAAUUUGAAUUCACCUAUCACCAGAAACUUACACUUGUGACACAGGCUAAUGGGGCUCUGCUAGGCAGUUGGCAGGAUUGAGUACACACAUCUUUCUAGCCUUUGUCCAAACCAGCCCUUGGCCUCUCUCCUUUCGAUUAUUCAGUGAAAAAGUAUGCCUGGCAUUGGGUGUAAAGAUGAAUAAAAAAUUCUUGGUGUUGGGGAUCCAGAACAUAGCAUGAUGAUUAACUAUAGUGUAUUAGUAGUCAGGAAAAUGGAAAAAUACAUUUGGAUGGCAAAACCAAAUACCUAUGAAUAGCAUUUUCAAUUAAACUAGGUAAUGAACUCCCAAAUAGCAGAUGGGGAAAACCACCAACCUGCCUGGUACUGGUUUCUGUGUGAAUAGAAGGAAGAAUUGAGGUGGCUUCUGAAAGACUUGGGAAAAGCAGAAUCUCAAAUUAGUCAACUGAAACUUGGACUUUUCGUCCUCUCCCUUGUGAAUGCAAGGUAUCCACAGUAAGGAUUGGAGAGACUGGAGCGGUUUACCCCAAUGAACUCUCAAACCAGACCUGUCAAGACAAAACCCCCUUUUGAGGACAGGACUCCCAUACUGAGGAGAAAGUACUCAAGUGGAAUCGUUGAAUAGGGUAGAGACAAUAGAGAGGGCUUGGGUCAAACUGGGGGAAAGGGAACUCAACCAGGAAAAUCUUACAAAUCACACCACCAUAUUUCUGAACAUUACUCAAAAACAACAGAAAACUGUAAAGUUUAAGCUUUCCUGAGUCCUGUGUCAUUCUAAAUGGCCAAGGAAAUAAUUUCAUGUAAAUGUGAGCAAGUGGAAAAUAUUAAUGUCAAAUCUCACUAAGUGUUGUCAAGACGUAGUAUGUAUGAAUGCUUAGUGAACAUAAAAUGGAGAAAGAUCUCUGAAGAAUGUGAGGGUUAAGUUGUCAGCAGAGCAUUCAUGGAGGGUGUAGCAUUUGACAUGGGCCCAUCUUGCUACCUGAAUCAGAAUUGAAUGUGAAGCUCUAUCAAUAGUGAAGGGUGAAGGCACCUCUAGUGCUGGUAACUAUUCUAAUGUUCUCAAGGGAAGUGGUGUACUCGCCCUGUUAGGUGCUGUUUGAUAUCAGACUUUUGGAAAGGGAGGAGGUUACAAAACCCACAAAAGGAAAAGACUAGGAACUUGAGAAAAUUGUGACUUACUGAUUGCAUGCAGUGUUGGUGAUCUGUUUGCCUUCUACUUCUACAUUGUCCAGCAGCCCUCUCCUGCCUUUACUUUCAUGGUUACCUAGUUUGGACUGUUGGCGAUAGCCAGUUACUUAGUUACAAGUCAUUUCUGUUGUCAGUUUCCUCUCAUCCCAUAUCCAGUUAUUCAAGUAUUGAUUGCCUAUUGUAUAUACUAGGCACGCUAAGUGCUUUUUAAUUUUUUUUAAUGUAAGUUCUACGCCCAAGGCGGAGCCAGAACUCAUGACCCCUCAUGAGAUGAAGAGUUGCGUACUCCACCGACGGAGUCGGACUCGUGCCCCUCAUAUACUAGGCACUCUUCUAAAGCACUACAGAAACUGCAUGGGUCAAAACAAAGUACCUGUUCUGGAGUUUACAUCCUAGUUUGGCGAUAGGGGGAGCAAAAAUGUACAUGGUGUGGUAAGUGCUAUAAAGAAAAGAGUGGAGAGAGAUGCUAUUAAAAAAAAACAAAAACAAAACUCCACUAGAACGUAGUCUCCAGCAGGGAGACCUUACCGGUCUUGCCCAUUAUUGUGUUCCCCAUGCUUGGAAUAGUACCUGGCACAUUGACAGACUUUAAGUAUUGAAUAAAUGUGGCCCAUAAAGAAAUUAGUUUAAAAAUGCCCUUAUUAUUAUUAUUUUUAAAUGUAAGUCAGUAGCGGGCACAAUUCACCUUGUCAUGUCACUCCGUGCAUCCUUCCCUGAAAUACGAAAAAAAGGAAGCUGUUGUCUCUUAUGAAGCCAUUAAUCCUAGAUAAGAAUUUUUAAAAACUGGGGUAUAUAGCCUGAUAUGACUUAGUCCUCAAGCAUUCUCGGCUAGGCCAAGUUAACGUCCGGCCGGUAUCUGGUAGCCUAGCUAACCAGAAGCGUUUGGUUAGUGAAAGCCCUGCGAAGCUACACAUCCCUCGAGGACUGUGUUUAAGCUUCUGCUAGUCCCAUAAGCAUAGUAAUAGAUGUUCGCUGCAUGAAAUGGUCAAACAACAAAUAGCGACUUCACGGCAUGAGUACUUGGGGGAGCGGCCCCGCUUAGGUUCUGGGUGUAGGGGACGACACACUUUCUCUGCGAACUGGCACGAACUUUGGAUCGCAGGCCUGGCUCAAAACCCAUAAUGGCUCCAAAAAGCCCUGCUGUAGGCACCGGUAGUUUAUCCUGGAGGAACCUAAAGACACGUCCGGCACGUGCGUCACCAUCCCCACGCGAACCCGCUCCGCCCGGCCGCUGUCUGUAGACUUCUAUUGGCUGCCUCGCGUAAGGCCCGCCCCCUAGAAGAAGCAGCAGGAAAAAUCCCAGUUGCCGGUGCAAAUAACCGUAACUAACCUGACGUCAUUCCGCAGCCAAUCACAAGCAGCAGUCUUCAGCCUUGUCCAAUGAGAUCGGGCACGGGGUUGGCCCGCGGAGUUUGAUUUUCGUCCAGGAACGCGGAAGUUGCGCCAGUCCUGGGGGCGAGCCGCAGGGUGGGUGGGGGACGCGUGUUGGGGGUUGCGCCUCCUGUGGAGGUACCCGGGCUGAGCGAGGGGGUUCCAGUGCCCAGUCCCGGGUCGGUGGGGGGCGUCGUUACUGUUUGUGGCCUGCAAACCGAGCGCUCCUGUACCAGGACGUGUGCACUACGAGCUUCGCAGACUGCGGAUUCGAGGCAGCUUGAAGUUCCGGUGGUGGCUCUGAGGCGCGACUUCAGAGCAGGGUAUCAAGAAACUGAUAAUGUUUCCUUGAAUUCGCUUAUGUAUUUGUUUCAUCAAUGUCACUCAUAUUGAAUAUCUUAAGAGAAAUGCUGGAAUAUUUUGGUGUUCCCAUUGACCAGGUUUUGCAGAUUAGAGAAAAAAAAGACUAUGGAUCAGCUCGGAGUAUUGUUCGUAUUAUUGGGAAAAUUCUUCCUCUAGAACCUUGUCCCAGGCCUAAUUUUGAGUUGAUCCCACUGUUGAACUCUGUAGACUCUGGUAACUGUGGAUCUGUAGUUCCAUCUUUUGCUGAUAUUUUGUGUGUGGCAAAUGAUGAAGAAGCCAGUUAUCUCAGAUUUCGAAAUAGUUUGUGGAAACCUGAAGAAGAGGAGAAAAUGGAAUUUUUCCAUUCUUUGCAACCAGUUUGGAAUCCAUUGUCACCUGCUCUACAACAGAAUAAGCGAAUGAAAAGUGACGGGCCUGUAGGUGAAGCUGCAUUUAAAAAGAUAGCUGCCCUCGAAGAGGAGCUCACUUUUCUCCGCACCCAGAUUGCUGCAAUCGUGGGAAGGCGGGAACCGAGAACCAGUGCGCAUGCGGGCUUCUUUGACUUGAGUGAUGAACCUAGCGGUUUGGAACAAAGAACAUCACCAGGGACUGCUGAAACGAGUGCCCAGCCAGAUCUGUUUUCAAGUUCACUGCUUUUCCCUCCUCCCCCUCCUCCGCUCCCCUCUCAGCUUUUCUCUCCACAGCCUGCAUGUUCUCCUCUCACACGGCCAGGAUCUAAUAAUAUGCGUGACUCAGAUAAUUCAGCAAAUGAAAUGAAAAAACAGCACCCAGGUGACAGUAAGACCACUUACAGUCAUUCAAAAAACCAGGAAAAUAAAGAUGUUCCAAACAUGUUGGAUAUUCUAAAGGACAUGAAUAAGGUUAAGCUUCGUGCUAUUGAACGGUCACCUGGAGGUAGACCCAUCCAUAAGAGGAAAAGGCAAGAUUCACAUUGGGAUCCUGUGUCUUUAAUAUCCCAUGCACUUAAGCAGAAGUUUGCAUUCCAAGAAGAUGAUUCCUUUGAGAAAGAAAAUAGGUCUUGGGAAUCUUCUCCAUUUUCUAGUCCAGAAACUUCAAGAGUGAGCUAUAAUAACGUAAAGUUAAUGUUUUAAUUUUUCUAAAGUGUAUUGUUCAUGAUCUAUCUUCGCCUGUAGGUUCUCUUCAAGUACUUGCACAGAAUGGGCCACACAGUUGUUUGCUGGUACUGCUCAUGGUUCUGUUGUUUCUGUUCACUUUCACAUGUUCCUUUUAGCGUUUAGCUUGCUAAGAGGAUUUUUGAAAUAAAACACUUGAUUUGAAAAAUA